CACUAUACAUGAGGGCUGGUCAACCAAGAAUCUUCAAAAGCAGAGCUGGGUCAAUCUUUUUCUGCUCUCUGUCAAUCUUAAAAUUCAACAUUCCGAACUUUCUUCUCCGCUGUAAUUUCUUCCAUCAUAUAACAACGCCCUAAACCUUAGACUUCACUGUGUCUUUCAAUUUCAAUGUUUUCCGAUCAUGAUCCGUUUUCUUAUGUUGUUCUUCGCGGUUCUGUCCUUUUCUUCCCUCGUUUUCGCCGCCGUCGACACUGUUCCGGAAGGCCGUGUUUUCAGAGAGGGCGAGAACUUAACGUCGUUUGGGGGGAAAUUCGUGUUGGGGUUCUUCAGUCCGGAGGGAACAACGAACAGGUACGUCGGAAUAUGGUACAAUCACAUUUCUCCCCUGUCCGUCGUUUGGGUGGCUAAUCGGGACAAGCCACUCCGGCACCGGAACGGGAGUUUCGGAAUCUCCGGCGACGGUGAUUUCGUCGUUUUGGACGGAACGGGUGGGGACCCACUCUGGAGAACAAACGUCUCUGCCACGCCGAAUAAUGCUUCUCUGGUUCUAACCGACGGCGGAGAGCUUGUGAUCUGCACAGACCCAGAGAGGAUCAACGGGAUCCUGUGGCGGAGCUUCGACAACCCGACGGACACAUUCUUGCCGGGGAUGAAGGUGAACGUUUCAACCGGAGAACGGAAAAUCUUCACUUCUUGGAGGAAUCCCGGCGACCCUUCCCCGGGGAGGUUCACCAUGGGGAUCGACGGCAGAGGAUCGCCGCAGAUCGUGAUUUGGGACGGAGAGAAACGGAGAUGGAGAAGCGGCCAUUGGAAUCGACUGGUCUUCUUGGGUGUGCCGGGUAUGAGGGCAAUUUCGGUAUACGGUUUUAAUCUGUACAAUGACUUCAACGGCGUCUACUUCAAAUACACCCCUUCCAACCCUUCGGAUUUUAUAAGAUUCAUGGUUGAUGCGGAAGGUAACGAGCUGCAACAAAAGUGGGACACGGGCAAGAAGGAAUGGAGUGAGAUUCAAUAUCAACCAUCUCUUCCGUGCGGGAUUUACAACCGGUGUGGGAAAUUCGCGACGUGCGACUCCUCGUCAGUUCCAAAUAUCUGUAGUUGCAUGCACGGAUUCGUUCCAAACAAUCAGAACGAAUGGGAUUCAGGGAAUUGGUCAGAGGGUUGUGUGAGGAGGGAAGAAUUACAAUGUCGUCGCAAGAAUAACAGUAACACAGACAAUUACAUUGGCAAAAGUGAUGGAUUUCGUAAAGUCAAAGAUAUCAAACUGCCAGAUUUUGCAGAUGCACAAGACGAUGCAAGAAGUGAGGAAGAAUGUAAAAAGAAGUGUGAGGAGGACUGCUCUUGCAAUGCAUAUGCACUUGUUGAUGGAAUCCCAUGUAUGAUAUGGAGAGGUGACCUUGUUGACAUGCAACAGUUUGAAAGAGGCAGCGGGAGCACUCUUUCCCUUCGUCUUCCUUAUUCUGAACUAGGAGAUAAAAAUAGGAGAAGGACAAUUAUAAUAGCAGCCACCGUUGGGACAUCUGCAGCCACAUCCCUUGUUUCCUUAGCCAUUUGGAUAGUAUAUAAGAGCCGAUCAAAGAGAAAGAGGGUUGAGGCAGAAAAACCUAACGGCAGUGGAGAGUCCCCUACGGAUUUGUCCGGGGAAUGCCAAGAAGGGAAGAAAGGGUCAGAUUUGGUGAUGUUCUGCUUCAGCGCCAUGGAAGCCGCCACCAAUUACUUCUCGCACGAAAACAAGUUGGGACAGGGAGGAUUCGGACAUGUCUAUAAGGGGGUGCUACCAAGUGGUCAAGAAGUAGCUGUAAAAAGAUUGUCUAGAAAAUCAGGACAGGGGGUGCAGGAGUUCACAAAUGAAGUCACUGUGAUUGCCAAGUUACAACACAGAAAUCUUGUUAAGCUUUUAGGCUGCUGCGUUGAAGGAGACGAAAAGAUGUUACUUUAUGAGUACAUGCCAAACAAGAGCUUGAACUCUUUUCUUUUUGAUCCCGCAAAGCGGGGCGAGUUGGACUGGACAAAGAGAUACCAUAUCAUCGAAGAGAUUGCACGAGGGAUGCUCUAUCUCCAUCGCGAUUCGAGACUCAGGAUAAUUCAUAGGGACUUGAAGGCGAGCAACAUUUUGUUAGAUGCUGAGAUGAACCCCAAAAUUUCGGACUUCGGCAUGGCUAGGAUAUUCGGAGGGAACCAAGGGGAAGAAAACACGAACAGGGUCGUUGGCACUUACGGCUAUAUGGCUCCAGAAUACGCAAUGGAAGGCUUGUUUUCGGUGAAGUCUGAUGUCUAUAGCUUCGGUGUCUUAUUACUAGAGAUUGUUAGUGGUCGAAGGAGCGCGAGCUUUCGAUCAGGCAACCACUCGGGCAUUGUAGAAUAUGCAUGGGAUGAGUGGGAUCAAGGCAAACCAAUGAACCUAAUGGACCCUUCCAUCUUUAGUUCAUGUGUGCCACAGCAAGUGCUGAGAUGCAUACAAAUUGGGCUUCUUUGUGUCCAAGACUUGGCGGUUCACAGACCAAAUAUGUCCGCAGUGGUGCUGUUUCUUGAAACCGACAAUGUGGCUCUGCCUGCCCCGAGACCGCCCACGUACACCGCCUCCAUGAGAAGAACAGAUGGUGUUGAUUCUUGGAACCAGAGCGAGGAUCUUCCUAGCGGCAACAACAUCACUCUUAGUGUUAUUGUUGGUAGAUGACACGGCUCGUCUUGUGCAAAUCUAAUACUCAGUUAACAACAAACAAUUUGAGGAACUACUUAAUUAACAUGAAUGGGAUUUACUCAAAGUUUAAUGAUGGGAUAUUGUAGAAUUAGAUAUGGAGUAGACCCAUGCAAUUUGAGAGCAUAGACAAUGACAAGUCGUAUCUUGGAAUGCCACGCAGUGACAUGACACAAUACAAACAAUCAAAAAAUGCAUUGUCACACAGUGACAUUCUAAUGAACUAACAUCCCUUAC
Cuscuta campestris is the source of this 2941-nucleotide messenger RNA. The record is from the annotation of a GenBank genome assembly. NCBI's taxonomy places the organism in Eukaryota, Viridiplantae, Streptophyta, Magnoliopsida, Solanales, Convolvulaceae.